Messenger RNA from Arabidopsis lyrata subsp. lyrata, 594 nucleotides. RefSeq lists its product as uncharacterized. NCBI's taxonomy places the organism in Eukaryota, Viridiplantae, Streptophyta, Magnoliopsida, Brassicales, Brassicaceae. The coding region runs from base 187 to 576 and encodes 129 amino acids. The transcript has 2 exons. The record is from RefSeq and is a predicted model, not a curated record.
UCCCAGCAGAUUAUCAGAUCUACGCACCCUCACGAAGAAGACAAAGACGAAUCAAUAGCUUCUGUAAUCUCUUCCUCUCCUUUUCUAUGCAAAUCAUCCUCCAAGGUUAAUCAUCUAUCCUGCAUUUCUCUUCUCUCUCGAUUUCACAUUUUCUCAAUUUGUUAUAGCUUUUUCGAAUUUCGCUGAAUGAUUUGGGGAUUUAUUCGUUUCCUAAAUCUUCUCAGAUUUCAAUUCAUCGAUUCGAUGUCAAAAGAAAUCGAUCUCACGGAAAAUUGUUUCGGUUAUGGCUCCCCAAAAGGAUCGGCCUCCAGGAACCACAUGAUCGUGAAAACGGGGAUGACAAUGACGGAGAAGAUUCUAGCUAGAGCUUCUGAGAAAUCAUUAGUGGUUCCCGGUGAUAACGUUUGGGUUAAUGUUGAUGUUCUUAUGACUCAUGAUGUUUGUGGACCUCGUGCUUUUGGUAUCUUCAAGAGAGAGUUUGGUGAAUCUGUUGGAAAUUUGUUGGAAAUCUUUUAUCUGGUGAAAACUGGGAUGACAAUGACGAAGAAGACGAAGACGAAUCAAUGGCUUCUGUAAUCUUUUUUUUCUUUUGAU